AAUACAUGUUGUGCGCCAAAAACGAAAAAUGAGCAGCAAAGUUUUCACCCGCAUUCCUCAGAGGAACAGAAAGCCAAUAAACCAGCGAUACUCAAAAAGUGUUGUCAGUGUUCAUCCAGUGACAUUUGUUGUGGACUGGAGUAGUCCUGCAGUACCAUUGGCAAAGAAGUCAAAACCUGAACCUAACAGUGAAGUGACAGAUGAAGAAGAGAGUGAUAGUAGCCUUCCAUUCCCCACCCCAGUCUGUCCGUCUAAGUCUAGCAGUGGGUCUGUUAGACAUCCUACCAUACAUGAAGAGUUAACAGAUGAUGAUGAGGUUGAACAACAACAGGAGAUUUCCAGAUCUCAGAAUGGAAAUAGUGGCAAGAGGAGCAAACUACAGGUCCAAGGUAGACCAGCUGAAUCAGCAAGUGAGGCAGAUGAAUCGGCAGGUGAAGGCAGUGAAUCAGCAAGUGAGACUGGUGAAUCAGCAAGUGAGGCAGUUGAAUCAGUAAGCAAGGCAGUUAAAUCAGCAAAUGGGUUAAGAGAAUCAGCUGAAAAGAACAUGCUGGAAAACAAUGAGACUAGUGAAUCAGCAAGGGAAACUAAUGAUUCUGAGGUUGAUAGUGGACCAAGUUCUAAGAGCUUACCUGCAAGUUUGUAUCACAAAAAAUCUCACAGAAGAACAGAUGAUAAUGGGAAGUCAGGAACGUCUACCCAUGAAUCACCAUAUGUCUUCAGGAAAAGGCAGCGUUCUAGUUCUACAGCAGACAUGGUUAACAGGAAAAGUGGAUUAGGUGGGAAAGUUUCUGCUAACCAAGAUAAUAAUUUUGCACAUGCAGCAAGCAGAGACUGUGGAGUGAGAGGUGACGACGACGACGAUGACGAUGAUGAUGAUGAUGAUGCAGAAUCAAGUGGUGAUCAAGUGAAUGUUUCUGAUAAAGACCUACCAGGUGAAACAGAUGGAUCAGGACCUGAUAAAUUAGAUGUGCAUGGAGCAGGUGAAUUAAUUGUGGGAGCAGUAGAUGCUUUGGAUGUGCCUGAAGCAGAUGAACCAGAUGUGCCUGAAGCAGAUGAUCCAGAUGUGGCUGAAGCAGAUGAACCAGAUGUGCCUGAAGUCGAUGAACCAGAUGUGCCUAAAGCAGAUGAAUCAGAUGUACCUGAGGCAGAUGAACCAGAUGUGCCUGAGGCAGAUGAACCAGAUGUGUCUGAAGCAGAGGAAUCAGAUGUGCCUGAGGCAGAUGAACCAGAUGUGUCUGAAGCAGAGGAAUCAGAUGUGGCUGAGGCAGAUGAAUUAGAUGUACCUGAAGCAGAUAAAUCAGAUAUGCAUGAAGAUAGACCACAUAUUCCUGAAGCAAAUGAAUCAGAUAUGCAUAAAGCAGAUGGACCAGACAUUCCUGAAGAAUUAAAUGAAUCAGACAGUGAAUCAGAUGGUGCGCCUAAAAAAGGAAGCAGGACCACUAGAAGAUCUACAGUUUCCCAGGAUAUUCAGAAAUCAUCCAGAAAUAAUUCUCAGUUGCAAAGGGCUGUUGAGGUAAAUGUCGGGGAAAAUGUUUGCAUGCAAUCAAGAAAAAAAAGUCAAACACCUAGAAGAGAGAGUUUGAAAGGUCAAAAUACACUGGAUGAAUAUUUACAUAAAAAAACUGUAGAUAAUGUGAAUAAAACUUCUGCAAGGAAGAGAAAAACUCCAGCGAAAAGUCGUCCAUCCACAACUGUCUCCCAUGGAUCUGAUGAAGAGGCACACUCUAAACCUGAUCAAGAAAAUCCUCCUACACGAACAAAACGCAUCCGUCUUACAAAGCAAGUGCAGAAAACCCCGCAGUCGCACAGAAAGUCUGCUCCCAAAGAUUUGAGAAGAUUGCUGGUGAAGGGCUUAAAUUCCCCACAGUCUCAAUCUGUAGCAAAAUCAUCACUUGUGUCCGAAAGACAUCAAGAAGGCAGGCAAUCCAUUGUUGAACUUGACACAUCACUAUCUCUUACAGUGAACAACUCUACCCCACAGCCAAAAAAGGCAACACAGACCAAAGAAAAAAAGGCCAAGCAAACUGCAAAAUCUGCUAGUGUUAAAAAGAGGGAGAAAAGGAAGGCACCAGCUGAAGUCAACUCAAGUGCUGAUGACACAACACACAAUGAGAAUAUGGAGGAUGCUGAUAAUAUCAACAAUGAGAUGUCCCUGUACAUGUGGAUAGGUAAUGGUAACAGGAGGACUGGGGCUAGGUGUCUGGACUUGGAUGUUGUUCUCAGUAUGGUUGAGGAAACCGCUAAUGACUUAAGAGACACCCUAACUGUCCACGCCAAACGUACAGCCAUUGGCCGCUUCUUCAGAAGCUUUCGGCAAGAGAUGACAGAUGUGAUUGACUGUGUCAGUGAAAUUCAGCAUCAAGAUAAAAGAUUGAUGAAGAUGAAUAAAGAUGUGGCUAUGUUGAGAGAAGAUCUCAAAGAUGCAGAGAAUGAAAGUAAAACCAACAAGCGUGACCUUAUCAAAUUGCAGUCCAAGUUGAAGAACAGACAUUGUGCCAGUGAUAUCAAGGCUCGUCUGAGUGAAGCCAGAAAACAGCUUCAGAAAUUGAGACAGUCUGUUCCUGCUAAUUCCAAAACCUGAACAACACUGCAUAUAUGUACAAGCUGUAUUCAUGUCUGAUUCAGUUUACAGGGAGCAUUGUUGUAAAUAUGUAUAUGUAUUCUGUAUGUGUGGUAAAUAUAUCUCAUAAAAACAUGUUUUUUAUAUAUUCAUAUGUACAUUUUAGGCCAUACUUCUGACGUGCAUCUUUCUGUGCUGUAAUUGUCUUUCUUUUGUAAAAGCUUCAUAAGGCUAGAUAGUCCAAUAAGGAUAAAACAAAUUGUGUAUAUAAAUGUAUAAAAAAUAUCUGCCCACUAGUCUUCUGUUUUGUAGAGUGAUGAUCUUGUUACCAGACUUCCCGCUGAAAAGUGUUGUCUCCCCUUGAAUGUGUAAUUACGUACUUAUAUAGCACUGUACCUCAGAAAUCUUGUCAGUACAGGAAUGGGAAUGUCGUGUCGAGUUUUAUGUGAAGUGAAGCUUGUCCAUCUUUGUUUUGCAUGUGAAGUAUUUGAACUUAGAUCAAGGAACGUUGCACAGCUAAACUGCAUUGCUUGUUACGCUGUCAGGAAGGUUACUGUAAUAUCUGACUAAAAUUUACGUCCU
Molecule: messenger RNA, 3142 nt
Organism: Liolophura sinensis
Lineage: Eukaryota; Metazoa; Mollusca; Polyplacophora; Chitonida; Chitonidae
Product: protein starmaker-like
Exons: 10
Coding region: 29-2581 (850 amino acids)
Cellular component (GO): nucleus
Source: RefSeq, a predicted model, not a curated record